GAAGUUGUUUUUUGAGCUCCGAAUUCCUUCCCAUUGCGCGCUCCUCUACAAGCAAUUUUCUUAGCGACAUUGACCCUUCGUUUUGAAGGGCAUCGCAUUUAGUAUGGCUACCACGUCAUAUUUGUACAAGGAGACGCGCCUUAACUUGGAGCCAUCUUCCAGUUCGUACAUUGUUGACAUCGAGCUCCCUUCGACGAGUUCUCAAACACGAAGCUCGCGAAGACCCAGCAAGUCAACUAAAGGGAUCGCCAAGAACAACACCCCUCGAGCUACCACCUCUGCCAUAUACUACCGAAAACACCAUAACUUUCCUAGAGGUUUCCUUUGGCGAAUUCUCGAAGAUGAUACUGUUUUAAGUAUACGAACUGUCGAUAUCUGCAAACCUAAGAAAGCUUCCGACGCAAACCUCGUUCUGAACUUCCACUUCCAACAACCGAUUAUACCUACUUGCGUUGCCUUCUGCGACCCACCAGAUCACGAUGCGCUCAGUAUUUUCAUCCUCGAUACUGCCAACCAAAUGUACAACAUCUUUUUACGACCGGACUCCUUCCGAAAGCGUUCGUUUGCCGAAUCGGGACUUGGAGAUUCUUGCAAGAUUUUCCAACCUAAUGCCUUCCGAGGGGGGUUCAAGCAUCCGUAUAGACUUGUUGCAGUGAAUUGUGAUCAGCUGGUCGCAACACUCUCCGAUGGUGGCCACAUUCGCCUUGAUAAGAAUACAUCCCAUACCGCCUCUCAGAUGCCAUGGAAGGAGACCUUUUAUAACGCAAAAGGCUGGUUCCGAAGUCUACUGGGAGGUCGGGGAGAUUUAGAUAUCAAGGCCGCCGCCGCUGCUGUCCAUACGGAUCUGGGACUCAACAACGCAUCGUUCCUGUUUACGGUCUGUCUCGAUCAUCGUCUACGAAUUUGGAAUCUUAAUAGUGGUACUAUUCUAGAGGCUGUAGACCUACUAAACAACUCUGCAAGAGAUCCACAGGAGACGGGGAAGUGGCAGUUGGAUGCGACGCAAACGAACCUGAUCCGUAUCGUGGGCGACACUGAAGGAAGGAGAUUAGGUGUGACUUAUUCGCCAGUUGGACCCGGAGAAUUCAAGUUCUGGAUGAUUGAAUCUGAUAACGGCACGACUAUCCAGGCGGAUGAUCUCUUCCCCGCCAGGAAUUUCAUUCCCAAUCCUCCACUCGGAUCAGAUGUUUGGACUCUCGCUGAUUUCAGCGUGGCACAACGCUCUGCAACCGAUGAGUUCAGAAUGUGGCUCCUAUGGAAAAACAACAUGGCAUAUCGGGUGCAGGAGUUAACAUUCCUAUUAGAAGAGCUUGUACAGGCUUGGGAGAGCCGUUGGCGAUCUGUUUUCUCCGACACAGCCAUACCAACCGCACAAGUAUCUAGCUCAUCCGACCCCACCGAUCCUACAGAAAAAUGGCUUCAACUCAUUUUCUUCCCGGGAAGAUUUCCAAGAGCGACUGUUGAGGCUGCGCUAGGCGCCUACGAGGGAGCUAUUGGUAGACACGGCCGUACCUCGUCGCGUAAUGGUCAAGGCCUGGCUGAAUCGAUCUGCUCCGCUAUCGCCUCCACUUCGUCGUUGAAUAAGACAUCAUCAGGCGAUAUGGACCACGAGCAAUUCAGAAACUCUAGCGAGAUGCAAUGGCGAAAAUUCUACCGAAUUCUACUCGAGCUCGAUAAGCCGCGUAGUGAAGCGCUGUCACUAUCAUACGAAUCGGAAUCGGGAAUGCCGUGGGUUGUGUGCGCCGACAGCGUCUCUGCAAUUAGAGAAUGCUGUGAGUUGGAACAGAUUUGUCAUAAUCCAAACUCGACAUUUGAGGGGUCAAAAGAGGUUCCCGCUCUCGUUACCUCUGGGGUUAACUUCGUCGAGGGGUUUUCGGAUAGCAUGUUACAGAUUUGCCAUUCCGUCCUACGGCCAGAGAUGUUUGAAGAGUCGUCGAAGUCGGAUCAGGAACGACUCCAGUUCGUCUCGGAUAAGGCAGGAUUCUGGCGACAAAUAUCUGAUGAAGAUGCGGCCCAAGUGACUGAUACUCUAGGACCGAACUUCAACUUAGUAACGACACGCUUAUAUGACCGGGUGCUGGCGACGUUCAACGAAACCUGGGAACCUUCACAUCCAACCGAACUGCCUCUUACGGAGUUUGGGCGCAAAAUCAUUGUUAGAUCGGUUCAGGACUUGGCCGAAUUGCAAUGGCAUAUCUGCUUUAGCCAAUUAAUCCUUCUUGUUCAUAUGGAAUUCGAAUUCGACAGCCCAGAGGAUGCUCUUCAUAAUAGCGUCGAGGUUGGCGUUAUAUAUCGCAACUUGCUUAUAAUACUAAGAAGACUUGAACUUCUGCGAUGGCUUGCCAAUACCCAGAUCACAACGCCGCUACCAAAGGCCGACAAGUCAAACUCUGUGUCGGGAAGCUCCCCCGUAAACUCGAAACGACAGGUUGAGGAACACAGAGUCCUUACCGCUCUUGAGGGCAACGUAGGACACCUUCUCGAAUUACCCGGUCUUGCCUCAAUUCACACGGGCGCAAUGCCUUCCUGGAUCACGAACAUUGUUGCCGAUCUUUGUGCGCCUGCUAGUAAUGUGGAGCUGCAACCUCAAUACAUCCAAUGCGGCCUACUCGUUAGAGAUAGGGCAGAUCUUGCCGUUGAGUUAACUCCCUUCUGCGAACAGGACCCAUUCUCAACUUACGUGCAAGGGCGCGUAUACCUUGCUCUUAAAGACUUUAGGACUGCCGCCACUUUUUUUAAGAAGGCAGCAUAUGGAAUGAGUGUACCACAGGCGAAUCCUGAAAGGCACAGUAGCGGUCUUCUUGACGAAACAGAAUGGAAUCUACUUUUCGCCGGGUUACCACGUUAUUACGCACACAUAGUCGCCCUCUUUGAACACCAGAAGGCUUACUCCUUUGUUAUCGAUUUCGCCCGCCUGUCACUCCAAUUUGUCACUCGCACGACCGAGGAUGCGGAUAAGGUCCGAACAGAAAUCCAGUGCCGCCUCUUUAGUGGCGCGCUGGCUACCUCGCAAUUUGAGACGGCUCAUUCGACCGUGGUGGCGAUGAAGGACCGCGCUCUGCAGCACUCAUGUCUACGAGCGCUUCUCCAGAGGAUGUGCGAUAACCUUCACAACUCCGAACUUGUCAAUUUUACUUUCCCGGGCCUACAAACUGCGGUCGACGACAUUCUUGCGCAGCAUUGUCAAGAUACUGUUGACGUCAUCACGGGCGUACCUUAUCACCAGAUCCUCUACGCUUGGCGCAUCAAGCGUAAUGAUUACCGCGGUGCUGCCUCAAUUUUACUCGAUCGCAUUCAAAAGCUUAGACAACUCGGCGAAGGCGAUCAGGUAACUGGUGAUGAUAUUCUGGACACGGCUGUGACGAGACAAUACUUGAUGCUUAUCAAUGUCUUGAGUUGUGUAGACCCGAAGCAGGCAUGGAUCACAAUUGAAGGUCAACCGCACCCAACCAAAUCGGGCACAAACGGCACUCCUAAGCGGAGAGUGGUAACUCUGGCUGAUAUCCGAAAGGAGUAUCAGGACGAACUUGACCGUAUCGCAGCGAUCCACAAUGACCAAUUCGGGUUCGCCGCUGAUGAUGAGAUGGAGAUCCUAUGAUUUCAGGGUAGAGCGAUUCAUAAUGGGGAACGAUCGCAAAUGUAUAACAUGGCUUGUUUAACUGGAUGAUACCUCCUGAGCUAUAAGAUAGACCUCAGG
Molecule: messenger RNA, 3697 nt
Organism: Annulohypoxylon maeteangense
Lineage: Eukaryota; Fungi; Ascomycota; Sordariomycetes; Xylariales; Hypoxylaceae
Product: nucleoporin Nup120/160-domain-containing protein
Exons: 3
Coding region: 104-3598 (1164 amino acids)
Cellular component (GO): nuclear pore
Molecular function (GO): structural constituent of nuclear pore
Source: RefSeq, a predicted model, not a curated record